AUGACCGAUAUACCUCCGAAUUCUCCAAUCGAUAUACGUGCACUCGCUCUCUAUGAUAUUCACCAAUGGAAAACUACAGAUAAAUCGUAUAAGAAUUACGAGAAAUUGUGUGAAGUAUUGGGAAAAGAAGCGAUUUCUUAUGAUGAAUAUGAGUCUCUGUUCAAUAAAUUUCUUGAAGAAAACUAUUAUUCUACUAAAGACGGAAGAGGUCUCCCGAUUCCAGACAUUCGUGGAUGCAUUCUUUCUGAUGUCAUCAAUGGAAAAAUUGCUGAAAAAUCAAUUGAUGAUUUGUCUGAAGCGUUCAAAAAACAAAAAGUCGAUACUGAAGAUCAUGGCUAUUGGUACAAACGAUUUCGCAGCGGACACUUCAGUCAAGUUACAUUCUCCGAUUUCCCAGAAGACGUCAUCGCUGAAAUUGUUGAGAAAUGUGAUAUCAAGUCAUAUUUGAAUCUCCGAAACGUUUCAUAUGGACUUCGAACCGUCGUAGAUCAGCUGGUGCCUCCUUGCACUGAUAUUAAAGUGACUUGUCGAAAUGAGCGGGUGCACGUCCAUAUAUAUGAUGCACGUAUCGCAGACUCCAAAUGUUUUGAUAUAUUGAAACUUUUGCUGAAAAAUCCGAAACUCCUAUUGAAAUGCUUUUAUUUUAUCGCGAAUUCAUAUUUUCGAGUGACUGAAAUCCUACCUGGAAACCAUAAACAAGACUUCUUCGAUUUCCUCAACUCAUUGGAUCACAAAAUUCACGUUGAAAAAUGUGUGAUGUGGGGGGAAUACGAGAAAGAUUUGAUCGGAGUUUUGAAAUGUUUGAAGUCUGGAACACUUGAAAAACUGGAUAUCGAUUCAGGAUUUUCGAUGGAUGAAAUUAACGAGGUCGUGAGUAUGAAUCAAUGGAACCUGGCGAAACACUUGAAAAUCAUCACCUCUGAAUUGCCUUCGAUCGAGAAUUUUUUCCAUUUUUCAACUUUCGAAUUGGGAAUUGGGAAAGAAUCGAUUGCUCUAGAAGAUAUGGUCAAGCUAUGCGAAAAUGCAUCCAAAUCGAUCAAUUUCGAAUCGUUUACUCUGAAAACUAAGAACGAUAUAGAUACAGAAGAAAUCAAGAGAGUUCUGAACCUCCAGCCAACUUCCUCUCGUUGUUUUUACUCAAUUCCAAAUACAAAUUUGAUCGGAAAAAUGUCUAAAACUCCAGCAUUGAGUAUUUACGAGUCGACAUUCGCACAAUCUGACAAAACUGAUGUAAUUCUGAUUGUUGAGGGAAAGAAGUUGCGUGUUAGCAAAACGGUCCUCUCAUUCCAUUCCGACUACUUCGACGCCCUUUUCAAUGCAGAUUUCAUGGAAAUAUCGAUGCCGGAAAUUUCGAUCGAAGAUGUCAAUUUCGAAGAUUUCGCCGCUGUUUUGAGUCUGAUUCUCAAAAAUCCCAUCUCUCCGACAGAAGAAAACGCCGAGAAACUUCUUGAACUCUCCGAUCGAUUUUUGCUUCCCGCUGCUAAACGCCACGUGGAAUUUUUCUUAAUUUCUGUGGGAUUUGGUGCUUACAAAAAACUGGAACUUGCAUCGAGAUACGAUUCGGAUACUCUUCUCACCCAUGCUCUGGAACUAUUCAAAACGAAAGAAGAACUUGUUCCGAAGGAAGAAUUCUCUGGAUUUUCAGAGAAAGUGAAAGCGAAAAUUUUGGAUCGUUUAAUUGAAUUGAAUAAACCGAAAUUAAGUGUACCUACUGGUUUGGGAUCAGGACUUGGAUUAGUCGGUAGAUUGAAUCCAUCGAUGUCUUCUAAAUCGACGCGUCCACUUUUGAAGUUUCCAAUCGAUAUUCGUGCACAUGUUCUCUAUGACGCUUAUCAACGUAUUUCUAAUGAAAAAUCAUAUAAAAACUAUGAAAAAUUGUGCAUAAAAUUUGGAAAACAAGCGAUUUCAUUUGAAGAAUAUGAGUCUCUGUUUAAUCAAUACCUCGAAGUAGAUGAACGAGAGCUCCCAGACAUUCGUGGAUGCAUUUUAUCUGAUGUUACCAAUGGAAAAUCAGCUGAAAAAUCUAUUGAUGACUUGUGUGAUGCAUUCAAAAAUCAUAAAAUCGAUAAGGAAGAUCAUGGCUAUUGGUACAAAAGAUUUGAAAACGGACAGUCAUUCACUCGUGUUACAUUUUCCAAUUUCCCAGAAGACGUGAUCUCUGAAAUUGUUGAGAGAUGUGAUAUGAAGUCGUAUUUGAAUCUCCGCAAAGUUUCACAUGCACUUCGAGCCAUCGUAGAUCACCUGGCGCCUCCGUGCACUGUUAUUGGAGUGAAAUGUGGACAUUGCUGGAUAAAAGUCUCUGUAGAUGAUACAGUUAUAGCUGACUCCCUUUAUUUCGAAAAAACCAAAUCAAAGCUGCCAUUGGGUUUGAUUGAAAAACUAUCGCCUAAAACAGUAGAACUUUUGUUGAGAAAUCCGAAACUCCGACUGAAAUCCUUCGAGAUUGUUCCAUAUCCAUAUGUUCAAAGUACCUGGAUGAAGACUAGAACCGGAAUCGUAAUCCCACCUCUAAACCACAAAAAACGCUUCUUCGAUUUACUUAACUCAUUGGAUCACAAAAUUCACGCGGAGAAAUGUGUGAUUAAAGUGGAUAACGAAAAGGAAGUGAUCAAAGUUUUGCAAUGUUUCAAGCCGGGAACACUGAAGGAACUCGAAAUUAGUACAGGAAUUUCGAUGGAUGGAAUUACCGAAGUCGUUAAAAUGGAUCAAUGGAAACUGGCGAAACACCUGAAAAUGAACACCUUUGUGUUGCCUUCGAUCGAGAAUUUCUUCCAUUUUCCAUCUUUCGAAUUGGGAUUCCCUCCGAUUACUCUAGAAGAUAUGGUCAAGCUAUGCGAAAAUGCCUCCAUAUCGAACACCUUUGAACAUUGCAAAGUCAUAAUUCAAGGAAUAUUUGAGUUGGAAACGAUCAAGAGAGCUCUGAACCUUCAGCCAACUUCCACUGAACAGAGUUUUUCAAUUCCAAAUACAAAUUUGAUCGUUCAGUACUUAUCCAAAGUCAUGCUUUCACGUGUUUUCAAAAUCUACAAAAAUUAA
Caenorhabditis remanei is the source of this 3036-nucleotide messenger RNA. RefSeq lists its product as uncharacterized. Gene Ontology annotation, molecular function: protein binding. Bases 1 to 3036 code for a protein of 1011 amino acids. Lineage: Eukaryota; Metazoa; Nematoda; Chromadorea; Rhabditida; Rhabditidae. Gene Ontology annotation, biological process: innate immune response. The record is from RefSeq and is a predicted model, not a curated record. The transcript has 11 exons.